Schistosoma turkestanicum is the source of this 3074-nucleotide messenger RNA. The record is from the annotation of a GenBank genome assembly. Lineage: Eukaryota; Metazoa; Platyhelminthes; Trematoda; Strigeidida; Schistosomatidae.
AACAAACAUUUAUAAUUUCUGUAGGCAAUCAGAAAAUGAACAAUUCAACGUGUUUCAACACCACAACUUGAUGUUGUACACAUUGAAACAAAUAGUUUAUUGACAAUUGAACAAAAGGAAUAUUAUGUAUUGAUACUUUGAGGUAAAAACACAAACAAUUGAUUCAAUCUAUUCGUAAUUUCAAGUGGAUCGGUGUAAUCUUUUAUUUUUAAUUAUAUAAGUGGAUUAUUAUUAUUACAGAAAUUUUUAUUUGAAAUUCCAUUUGAAAAUGAAAGCAGACUAAUAUCGUCGAUUAAAACAAUCAAACAAUGUAUUUAAAUAAUAAAUUUUUACAAUUUUUCAUUAUUAUUCAUCUUGUAAAUUUUAUUCAUGGACAAAAUCAGUUACAUACAUCACGUCCUCGACGUGUAUUACCCGCGGAUUCGUAUACAAUAUUAGGACAAGCUGGUUUUCGACGUCUUGGCCAAUGUAACAUCACUUAUGCAUGGUUAACCUCACCGCCAACAUCAAGUUUAGACGCGUAUGGACAUGCUUCGGCUUGUACAAGAUUACAAUUGCUGGAUGGACAAAUUAUACCCACAUCAUCUUAUGAUCAGAAUGUAAUCACUGGCAAUGAACAGAAUGAUGUGAAUCAAGCUGAACAAGCAUUAAAUCAUGUCAAUAAAGAAUGGUCAGCUAGUUUAAUUGAUUUGGAACGUUUAGAUUUAUUGAUUCGUGCUGAAGUGAUCGGUUUGAGUCAGACAAAACAAUUAGCCAAUGAUGCAAGAUAUUUUUUUCUAGCUGAUCGUGUUGGUGAUUUAAAUUUAAUGGCUGUUCUACGUCCAGAUAAACAAUUGAAACUUGAAUUAAUCAAUCCAUUAGCAACGGAACAUUUAGUAUUGACACCACAACAUGUCCUAUGCUUGCGUAAACAAUGUCCUACCGCCACAAAUGAUGCAUCCAGUAUGAAUCAACUUAAACAACAAGAAAAUACAAGUCUACUCAAUGGCAUAUCAUCGACAUCGUUGGCGUUAACUAAAGCUGAACGACACAACCGUGAAUUAUAUAUGCAGCUGAUUAUAUCACGUGUUGCAUGUGCAUUGAUUGGUUUUAUGUGUGUUGUCUUCGCCAUGACUUCACUUACCCUGUGUAUACGUCUUCGACAGCAUCCACUUUAUUCUAGUAGAAAACAUCGUGACAAAACAUCUCAAGGUAGUAUUUGUAAAGAAACACACACGAUACCGACAACAUUUUGUCAAAUGAAUGGUAAAUUAAAUAUAAAUCCAAUAUCAUAUAUGACGGAUCAAUCACCCAGGCAUCAUUAUGGUAUAGCACAGAUACCAAGUGAAACAACUAGUCUAAAUAAUAUUCUAAUGACAACUAGUAAUCUCCCCACAUAUGAUCCACAUAUGACCCUGCAAAAUAUGCCAAUUACUUAUUCGUCGUUAAGUGGUGGAACACAAUAUAGUCAGCUGUCAAAUUAUCCAAUGACAUCCGGUGCAAUUACCUCAGCGUAUACGGAUACAUCUGGUGGUUUGAUAACCAUAUACCCUUUACCAUCGCAUGGAUCAAUUCAUUCAACACAACAUGGUUUAUUGGUACAAUGUCAACAAAAUGGUCAAAUUAGUCCAGCGCCAUCGAAUGAUUCCGAUGGGAAAAAUGAUCUUUUACGUAAUUGGGGUUCAUUAGGUCGACAUACACGGCAUAGUAUGUGUUAUGGGGAUAGUAAUAAUAAUAAUAAUAAUAAUCAUAAUAAUAACAGUAUUAAGAGUAAUAAUAGUACACAUAAGAAAUUAUUAUAUCCAAUUAGGAAAUUAUCACAUCAAAAUUCAUCACCAAUGAUAAAACAACCUAUGGAACUUUCAACACCAUUGUCAAAUAAUCGUCCAAUUCCUUUAGCUCAACAACAACAACAACAACAGCAUCAAUUGCUUCCGUCUGUUAACAAACUUCAACAUAACAAUUCAUUUGGUAAACCAGAAGAUUUAAUCUCUUUUCAAUAUGUACAACCACAACCACAGCAACAACAACAACGUUAUCCCCUUCCUCCUGCACCUUCAACAGACAUGAAAACUAAUAUUCCUGCUAUAGACGACACUGAAGAAUUGAAUGCUGACAUGUUAAAAGUAACCAGUUUUAAUCAUGUCAAUGAACCACCAUCUCUUACUGUAAUACGUAAACCAGCUCAUGUGAAUUAGGAAUAAGAAAAAUAUUUUUUAAAUUUGUGCAUAAAAUUUUUGCAGUGCCUUUCAAAAUAAACCAAAAGAAAUAGAAACAUGUAAAUUUCCAAAAACAAUAAAAAAUAAAAAGAUUUAUUAAUUUAAAAAAAUGAUAUGUAUCAUUGAACAUUGAUGAAUGUUGCGCGCGUUAUUCAAUUUCUUAUUGAACGCAUACAUUGAUACCCCUUUGAUAAUAUACAUACAAUACGCGAUAUCUUCUAAAUCAAUAAAUAUUUGUAAAUUCUACACAGACAGCCUUACAAAGUGGAAUAUAUAUAUAUAUAUAUAUAUAUAUAUAUAUAUAUAUAUAUAUACCAAAAAUAAUAUGGUAAGUAAGCCAUAAUUAUUAAUAUAUAUAGACAUUUAUUUAUAUAAAUAUCACUGUGUAUCUAUGUAAUUAUUUGUCUAUGAACUAUGGUGAUUUAAACAACAAAAAUGAAAACACUAUCUUAAUUGAACAUUGUACAUCAUAUUAGACCGGUUGUUUUUGUUUUAUUCUUUUCAAUUAAUGAAUGAAUGAUCUUUCAAAUAUUGCAUUUUUUUUCUGGCUUACUUUUUUUGUUUUGUGUGUUUCUCUGAAAAAAAAACAAUUAUUUAUACCUUUUCUCUCUCUCUCUAUCUAUAAAAAUAAUAAAAACUGGUUUAUGUUUUCCUUUCUGUUCAACAUUUCAAGUGAUAUUUAACAAGUUAAAACAAAAAUAAAUAUAUAUAUAUUACUCACUUUUGAAAUUCAUUUUCACUCUUUCACAGAUGAUCCUCCUUUGUUUUUUUGUAAACUGUCAUCAUGAUUUUUCUUUUCUGUUGAAGAAAUUUUUAUUUCAUCCUUGUAAACAAACACCAGUCAUCUUUGAUGAUGUAAUAUGAAGAAUAAAAUCA